This is a messenger RNA of Drosophila sulfurigaster albostrigata, 4778 nucleotides long. RefSeq names its product ester hydrolase C11orf54 homolog. The record is from RefSeq and is a predicted model, not a curated record. The coding region runs from base 51 to 1244 and encodes 397 amino acids. Gene Ontology annotation, molecular function: zinc ion binding; hydrolase activity, acting on ester bonds. Lineage: Eukaryota; Metazoa; Arthropoda; Insecta; Diptera; Drosophilidae. Gene Ontology annotation, cellular component: nucleus. The transcript has 2 exons.
GAAAACUACCGUAUAUAUGGUUUAUCUUAUCGCCUGCCGGGUCACCCUGUAUGCGCGGCAAUGUUAACUAUAGGACAGCAGGCAAAGCAAAGCCAAGCAGCAAGCUAGUUAAAAUGCUCGCUGUUCGCUGGGGUUGCUCCACAGUCGCGUUUGCAUCGAUCGUGCGAACAGAUCACAAGCACAUCGCUGUUGGAUUCGGUUUUGGUAGAGCAAUCAACAAAGCGUUCACAGCAGGAGCAGCACCUGGAAUUGGGAAUAACAAGCGCCACAUCAUGUCAAGCCAAAGUCAGCUGAACACAUCGCAACUGCGCUUCGAGGAGAAGCCACUGCAUGUGCCCGCUCUGGAGGAGCUGCAGAAUGUCAUACAGGGUGCAUUGGCGAAGAACUUCAAAACAGUCAGUGUUAGUGUGGGCGCUUGUCCCGAUCUGAAGGCUGCACAAUACGGUCUAGUGGAGUCGGGUCUGGGUGGCAAACCCACCUUGCUGGAGGUUGGCGGUCCACCGUUUCUGCUGCCGCUCGUGCAGCGCGACAAGUUGUACAACAUUACGGAGAUCACCCGACAGAUUCAAGGUCCCGGCAAGAUCUUUGCCGUUGGCGCUGGCGCUGGACCUUAUCCCAUUCGUAACUCCAACUGCGAGGGCAUCUACAAUCUGUCCGUGAGUGAGAAGGAUGUGCUGACCAAUGGCAGCUACACGGCCACAGUGCGUGGCGAGCACGAGGAAUGCGUUCUGGAGCGCAUUCCCAACUCCGAGCCCCGUUGUGCGCUGUUGCUCAAUCUUUACCUGAGUCGUGGAGAGGCGGGCAAUGUGCUCAAGAUCAGUGCCAAGCAACGCAAGGGAGAACUGAACUUCAUCGAGUGCAUACGCAAGGGAUUGGAGGAUCACUAUGGUGAUCAGGUGGUUGGCUUGGGUGGCAUCUUCGUGAUCAAAAAGGGUGCGGCGCAUCAGCACGUGAUGCGUGACUUCAGCAAAACGCCCAUUCACACCGAUGAGGAGGUGAAUCAGUGGCUUAAAUUCUACGAGAUGCCUGCUCAAUUGAAUGCGCUGGGCACACUGGUAACCAAGGAACACGAUCUGGAUCUGCGUCUGCAACACUUUCACUCGUUCUCAUUCAGCAAUUGGGGCGGACACUAUCACUACGACACGACGCCCGAUAUCGUGGAGUAUGAGGCCUAUUUGAAUGUGGCCGAGCGUGUUGUGCGUGUGGACAAACCUGUGGCCACGCACAAGGUGGGCAGGGAUUAAGGCAUUGAUGAUGACUAUAGCCCAAAGGCUAGGAAACAAUUAUGUAUGAUAAACUAAUGAUAGACCCCAAAAAUAUAAAAAUAAACGCGUGAAAAGGUUUUGCUCGAUUUACAGAGUCUAGUAUUUAGCAAAGAGAGAACCAUUAGACGACGACGCACUUUUAGCCGCGUUUAGCCCGCUGGCGACGAAAACCUUGACGUAAUUGCCAGAAAUUGAGGCAGACAAAUUGACGACUCAACUUUCUAUGCGCAGAUCAAUCAACAAGAAGCAACAGAAAAUAGUGAUGAGCACACCUCCACAUUGAAUGAAUACGCUCUCGCAGUUCUGGUUUUAUAACUCCGCUGUCCAUUGUCCAGAGUGUUCAGUGUUCAGUGUUUGGUCUAAUGAGAGAUUCAGAUACGGCGACUAGCUAAGCAGGCCGUAAAUAAUGCAACAAGCAUGCAGUAAUCUAUCUAAUGUUUUUCUUCAUCUUCAUCUUUUUCUAUUUUUUUUGUUUUUGCAUCGCUGAUCGUUAAUUAUUUAAUAGCUUGGUCUUCGUGCCGAAGAAGCCAAAAAGCAAAACUAUUAACUUGUUGUUUUUGCCAAUUUCUCAUCGUAUCGACAAAAAAAACUGGAUUGCAUUAUGCUCCAUAGCAAUUGGCUUUAAUGACACUUGGAAAUUGCCCACGAACACACACACACACACAUGACACACCUAUCUUCAGCAAUCUCACCAUCUAUCUCUCCGGCUUGGGAGAUUUCCAACUUACCCGCUCACCAAUUCGGGUUCAUUCAAGAAUUAUGCUGCUUCUAUUUAUAAUUUUGUUUUAUUUGGGUUUGAGGUCGCGGCCGCUUCUUCUCUACCGUUUGCUGCGAUGAACGCGACGAUUUAACGGAUAGAUUUCUAAUAUUUGCAUUUAAAAUAUUGAUCAUUGAAAUUCGGGCUACCUUCACUUCUCUCCCGACUGAUAGCGAGUCACACACUCAAACACACACUCGAUUGAACCAAUUUAAUCUGCUAAGCGGGGCGAAAAAUGAGGAAGGUAUCUUUAUUGUAUUGUUGGCGGAGAAAUGCAAAUGCGAUUUCACAAACACAAAAAAAAAAGAAAAUAUCUUUUAUAUUGUCGUCGUCGUUGUCGUUGUUGUUGCUGUAUUGCUGUUUUUCUAGUCGCUUACACAUUUAUUCACAUUUUUUUUUUAAACAACACAAUUAGCACUUUUUAUUAGCUGCCUUGCCUCGUUUUAAUCGACUGCGCAGCGCAGCGCAGCAAGCGAAGUUCGGAGUUGGAUCAGUUGGAGUUUGGGGGAAAUGAAAAGCCCGAAGCGCAGUCCGAAGUUGCGUCUGUUCGGCUGAAGCUCGCGUUGCAGACUGAAGCUACUGAAUGAAGUUGAGUUUAGGCCGCUUCAUCGGCUCUUCAAGCCGCCUGCCACUUAAGCUUGUUUGCUGCGGCUUGUUGUUUUCAGCCAGAGUCAGAGUCUGAGUCUGAGGUUGUUUUGUCUUGUGGCUGCCUUGAUUUUGAUUGAAAUUGUCGUUUAAUAUCCAUUUGAACACAUUUGCCAUGACUAAAGUGCGUCAAGUGCAUAAAACAAUGCAGGCCAGCUGCAAGUUUCCAAUUCCCCGCAAUCAGACCUGUUCCCAUUUGCCAUUGCCAAUUCGGUUGGGGGAUAACAUCAACAUCAAUAUGUUUGUUGUCUUGCUCCCGUUUGGUUAACCAAACGCCCAAAGGCGACUCGCCCAAAUGCCGUACAUUGAACCAGACCACAAACGACGUGAAAUUUGCACAAACACUUGGUCGGUAGUCUGCCGGCACCUUAAUUGUGCCUGCUUGCAUAAUGAACCUCAACUGAAUCUGUUUGGGCUUUUGUUUUUAUACCGGGAACAAGCUUGUAUGCAGAUGCCACUUUUUUUAAUUAAAAUUAACAACGAAAAUUGACACAACUUGUUCAGCAUAUACAUAUAUAUUGUAACCAGGCAUCCGAGUAGUGUCAACUCUCAUAGCAUUUCAAUAUUUAAUAAAACCGCCGUUCUUUGGAUUGGCAUAGAUAUAUAUCAUUUAAUUGUUGUAAAGCAUUGGCGCAAUAGUUUUGAAUUGUUAACAAUCUUAACUCUUAUCGAAAAGAACUACUUGAAAUAAAGAAAGCACAUUUUUUAUUCAGCUACAAUCUAAAUAAUCUUCUUUUACAAUACGCAUAUGUACUGACAAUAAUUUCAAUUAAUAAAAGGCUUCUUUCUCAUUACGUACACCGAUUGCCUCAGAUUGCUUAGCUAGUUUAGCAAAUUUGUUCAACAAGAAACAAGACAUAGUCUAUAUAAAUUUAAAUUUGCAAAUCUCUUUGGAAAAGGCAUUGGAUGCCAAACGAAAAAUCAUAAGUAAUAAAAGGGAAAAUGUGGGGAAUCAACUUACAUAGUGCAGUGAUGUAAUUAUUUCGUUCGAUUGUUGUUCAUAAAUUAUGGGGGACCAUUUUAACAUUUGGAUUUACACUUGCAUAAAAAUUGUUCUAUACGCAUGCUAAAUCGCGACCAGAGAAAACAAAUGCAGAGAUGUCUUAGGAUGGCGCUCUUCGAGCAAAAAUAUAUGUGUGUGUGUGUUCAAAAUGCAGGCAGACGCCGAAGUUCUUUUUUUUAUCGGUGGUGGAUAUAAUUCCGACGAUUCAUAUUUUGUGGUCGCAUCAGCGUCAUCACUUAAUCAUAAUCCAUCUACUGAUAACGGGACAGCACUGGCAACGGUGCAAAGGAUGUGGGUACUGCUGAUGAGUAAGCUGCUUGCGAACUGAAUUUCGAAAGAACGAAAGCAUUAAUAUUUGAAAAAGAAUAAUGUAAAGCUUCGCUUACCGCCAGAAGAGCGAACUGCCACGCUUGAGUUCCCUGCGCGUCUGCAAAUCAUUCCAGCAGUCAACCCAAUUGGCAUACUUGGGCAUAAUCGGUGGUUGUCCGGCCAUCAGACGUGAGCCACUCACAGCCGAGCAUGUCGAGACCACUUGCAGUGGAUACAGCAGGCUGGAGAAGGCGAAUUGCGUAAAGCCCGCAUUGUAUUGCCUGGCCACCUUGUCCUUGAUCAGAUAUUUGUUGAUCACGAACACCGUGGAGCUAGACAGCACCAGACCGGCGACAUCGCACAGCAGCUUGGGGAUUAGACCGGCAAAGAAGCCAAGCACGCCUUCGUUAUUCCAGAUUUCGGCCACUGAGCCCAGUAUGGAGUUGUACAGCGUUUCGCGACCGAUAAACUGAGCCAUCAUGCGUAGGGAAAUCACAUGGAACGGAUGUGCGACAACAAUGCCACUGACGGUCAACACAAUGUCGCGCUUCAGAUUGUACUUGAACUGUACAUAGCUGUUGAUUUAGGUAAUAUAUUAACAUACAUAUGUUAACUACUGUAUGUGGUCUUUCGUACCUCUCCUCUUCUGUCAACUCGGAUUCGUCCUUGUCAUCCUGAUAGGCGAGCCCCAGUUUCUCAGCAACGCGUUCACUAACUACCAGGCUAAGCACAGAGCCAGCGAGUUUGGGUGCCAAGCCACGAUAGCAACCAUAGAAUCCAUCGAUUUUGCGAAUGUGAC